Bufo bufo (common toad) is the source of this 921-nucleotide messenger RNA. RefSeq names its product coiled-coil domain containing 92B (gene CCDC92B). The transcript has 3 exons. The record is from RefSeq and is a predicted model, not a curated record. The coding region runs from base 1 to 921 and encodes 306 amino acids. NCBI's taxonomy places the organism in Eukaryota, Metazoa, Chordata, Amphibia, Anura, Bufonidae.
AUGGAGACUCAGUCUUUGGAGCAGCAAAUCCAAAGUGUGGAGCGCAACGUCACUUUCCUAAAAAAGGAACAACUAGAUAUGUUGCAUGAUCUUCACCAGGAGAUUCUUUGUUUGCAGAAGCGCUGUACAGAACUAACUCAGGAUCUUGAAGUAAAGCAAGUGGAAAACUUUCAUCAAGAUCAACUUGAGUUUGAAAUGGAGGAAAAGUGCAGAAUUCUGGAAGCCAGGUACACUGAAAAAGAACAUUUGACCCUCCAGUUGAAAAAAGAUCUCUAUCUUCGGGAGAAUCGAGUUGCAGCCUUGAGAUCUAAGCUAAGAGACAAAGAGAGACGGUUCCUGGAGGAGCUAAAGAGAAGAAGUCACAGAGUAACCAUAUUGAAUACGGAGCUGCACAAACAAACUGAAGCAGCAGCGUACUUAUCUUUUCAGUUACAUGCCUCCAAGCAAAAGAAGCAAAGCUUGCAAAACAGCUGCCAGAAGACAUCGCGGCCACUGGACAUUGUUGGAGUCAAGCAACCUCACCAUGAAGGAAGAGUAAAAAGGAGAGUACAAAAAAACCACAGUGUCUGGCGACCUGACUGUUCCUUGGGUAUAGAUAUGUCAAAAGACUAUUUUCAGAGAGAGGAAAUGAUCAACUACGAUGAGUUGGAAGCUAUGCCAGACCCUGCUCUAUUUUUAUGCCCUCAGAAGUAUGCUCAGCCUCGUCGGCAGAGAUCAGAGACAAAAUCCCACUUUGAUAAAAGUGCUUCAGGGCUUGCUGGUGGUGGGGGUCUGCCAAUCGGUCCUCAGUGGUCAGAGAAACUCUCAUCAGAUAAUGAGGACAUACCUCCUUCUAUUCCUGUUGUCAAAGCAAAACAUCCAAAAAGUGAGAGAGGAAAAAGGCGGGCAUUGGCCAGGCAAGACUCAAGGGAUUUAGAAUAA